ACUAAAAAGUCAUAAUUUUUGUUUGAUGGAGUCACAAUUCAAUUAUGUAUACAUUUUUCUUUAAAAUUUGAGACUGCAUUAAUGGAGGAAUCUGUGAGAAGAAAAGAAAGAUUGAAAGCAAUGCACUCAGAAGCUGCACUAGUUGAUGUUCCUAAUGAUGUUGAGACUUCUGGGGUGCCUGGUCAGCUCUCUAAUCCAAUGAUUGAAACCUCCUCAAUGCAAGAGGAGUUCCUAGCUAAUUCACGGUUUGAUUUUUACACCGACCCUAUGGCAGCCUUUUCUGCUAACAGGAAAAGGGGCAAGGUUGAUGGCCAAGGCGGGCAAGAUUAUUUUACACCUCCAAAUACUAGUGGUUGGCGAGGGGGACAGCAUUCAUCACCCCUUCCAGAAUGUACCAAACGCAAAGCCCAUACAGUAGGACAAGUCCUCUACCCAUGCAUCAAGGAACUCCUGAUGCUUGGAAUGGGUCCAGAGGCAAAACUAACUAUUACAACAAUCCUCCCAUUGGAAGCGCAUGGGGAUAUAUCAGCCCUUCCUCCUUUUAUUAGGGAGCCCCUAGACCCUGGUAUGGAGCAGGAGAUGCAGGGCAGGUCUCAAUUUGGCAACAAUCUAAUCUAUGGUUCAGUUCACAGAGGAAGUACUGGUUCUUUUUCUGGAGGAGGCAGCAGGGGCAAUGGCUAUGGCAACAGUCCUAAUAUAGGGAGGGGUGGCAGACAAGGGCCAGGAUUUUAUCGCCAUAACUUGUCAUCUGACAGAACUCCAGGGGCAGAGCGUUUUUAUCAUGAAUCCAUGUUGGAAGAUCCUUGGCAGCAUUUGGAACCUAUUUUAUGGAGGAAGCAAGGCAAUGAAAUGACUAACCCUUGCUCUUCAAAUUCCUGGCUUCCAAAAUCUAAUAGUGUGAAAAAGGAGAAAGUUCCAGAACCCUUCAACAAGUCCAGUUCUCAACCAAGCCUUGCAGCAUAUCUUGCUUCCUCGUUCAACAAAGCUGUUAAGGAUUCACCAAGUGAAUGAUAAUUAUUAGAGUUCCAAAGAACAAUUCAUGCAUUUAUUUGCAACAGAUUAUCAUGUGGAGGACAUCUAUAGCAAUAAUCUAUACCUUUGAUAACUAGAUUCCAGUUAAGAGUAUUCGCUAUUUAGGGUUCAUGCUUAGCUGCAGGCAACGGUGAGGUUUCAUAAACUACCUUCAGAAAUGUAGUUCUUGUAGGCUAUUGUAUCUAGCAACAUGAGAUCAUUAUUAAAGUGUAAAUCUUCAG
Rubroshorea leprosula is the source of this 1253-nucleotide messenger RNA. The record is from the annotation of a GenBank genome assembly. Lineage: Eukaryota; Viridiplantae; Streptophyta; Magnoliopsida; Malvales; Dipterocarpaceae.